This is a messenger RNA of Pyricularia oryzae 70-15, 1503 nucleotides long. RefSeq lists its product as uncharacterized. The record is from RefSeq and is a predicted model, not a curated record. Bases 1 to 1503 code for a protein of 500 amino acids. Gene Ontology annotation, biological process: iron ion transmembrane transport. Gene Ontology annotation, cellular component: membrane. The transcript has 4 exons. NCBI's taxonomy places the organism in Eukaryota, Fungi, Ascomycota, Sordariomycetes, Magnaporthales, Pyriculariaceae. Gene Ontology annotation, molecular function: iron ion transmembrane transporter activity.
AUGAGCUCUAGAGACACCCAACCCAUGGCAAUCGAGCCUGCCAUGACGGCCGAGGUGAUUGAUCUGGAUCCGCCACCUACCCGAUAUCGCGACGCGGUUCCUCGAUCGCUCGAGCUACGGCUCUACGUGUCGCAUUUCCUCUCCACAUGGAACUCGCGACUUUUUGAGUUCGCUGCUGUGCUCUUCCUAGCAUCGGUUUUCCAUGACACGCUGCUGCCCAUGUCUGUCUACGCCCUGGCUCGGAGUGGCGCCGCCAUUGUCUUCGGUCAGUCGAUUGGGUCUUGGAUUGACCGCGGCGACCGCCUGGCCGUGGUGCGCGUCUCUAUCGUCGGUCAGCGUCUGGCCGUUGUUGUGAGCUGCGGGCUGUUCUGGGCUCUGGAAUUGCGGGGUCAUGGCCACUGGAUGGACUCCCCCGGUCUUGGGGAUGGCCUCUUUGCCCUGGCUGUGGUGCUGGCUUGCGUCGAGAAGCUGUGUGCCGUCAUGAAUCUUGUGUCGGUCGAGAGGGAUUGGGUUGUCAUCAUCACCGAGGGAAAUGAAUUAACACGCCGGGUUUUGAACGCAAGGAUACGGAGGAUCGAUCUCUUCUGCAAGCUGGUGGGACCACUAAUAAUUUCAGCAGUUGCCGCUGCAUCGACUCUUCUGGCCAUCUGGACUACCCUGGCCAUGAACAUCCUGUCGGUGGCGGUGGAAUAUAUCUGCAUCGCCCAGGUCUACAAGCAUGUGCCGGCUCUUGCUGUUCAACGAGAGGCUGGCAAUGCGCCAGCGCAUUCGGGGGCGCCGGCCUCUACCAGGUCCGCUGCUGCCUUGUCCUGGGUGAAAUCCAUGGCGUAUCGUGUCCUCCCUAUCGAGUCGUUCCCCUUUUACUUCCACCAUGCAGCAUUCCUGCCGUCCUUUUCACUUGCGCUGCUGUACUUGACUGUGCUUUCCUUUUCGGGCCAGAUGAUCACUUACCUGGUCUCGGUCGGCUACAGCUCGUUGCACGUCGGAGUCGCUCGCACCGUCAGCACCGUGUUUGAGUUGAGCGCCACAUGGAUUGCGCCCCGCCUGAUGAAGCGGAUUGGCAUCGUCAGGGGAGGCAUCUGGAGUCUGUGCUGGCAGAUGGCCUGGCUCGCUGCGGGUGUUGCAUGGUUUUUCGCAGAUGCUUCUGGUAAGGGCACCAACAGCAUAGCCUCUGCGACGGGAAUCGUCGUCGCCGUUGCCCUCAGUCGCAUCGGACUCUGGGGCUAUGAUUUGUGCGCUCAGAAUAUCAUACAAGAUGAGGUCGAAUCGGAAUAUCGCGGGACCUUCUCCACCGUCGAGGCAUCGUUCCAAAACCUAUUCGAACUGCUCUCGUAUGCGUCCACAAUUGUCUUUUCCCGACCGGACCAAUUCCAAUGGCCCAUCGUUAUCAGUGUCGUGGCCGUCUAUACUGCAGGUGGCUUGUAUACGGCCUUUGUGCGGCGGCGACGUGGACACCUCUUUCAUGCACCGCCGUGUAUGGGAGAUAAAAGAGGCACAUUGUGA